UUCCCACUACAGCUUCAACCAAAGUAAGCUCAAACAAGCGGUUUCCAUUCUUCUCCGCGCUCGUGGAUGACAGGGGGGUAAAAGAAAAAAAAAAAAAGAGAAAGAAGAAGAAGAAAAAGGUGAAAAGAGGGAAGUGCGGAGCCGGUUUACCUCUGAGUGGAUUUCAUCCCUCUCUCUGUUUCUUUCACUCUUAAUCCAUCUCUCCCUCGGAGGUUUAGCUGCGCGCGGGCCAGCCUGAAUGUUUUUCUGUGUUUGACUGGUGUCCUACAAAGACGAGGUGAAUGUACAGCAUCAUGAUGGAAACGGACUUACAUUCCCCCAUGGUGCCUCAGACUAACCCAUCCAACCCGGGGGGACACGCGGGAGGUGGAGGCGGGGGGACCGGAGGCAAAGUCCCCCAGGAGAGGAUCAAGAGACCCAUGAACGCCUUCAUGGUCUGGUCCCGGGGUCAACGGAGGAAAAUGGCACAGGAGAAUCCUAAGAUGCACAACUCGGAGAUCAGCAAGCGGCUAGGCGCAGAGUGGAAAGUGAUGACCGAGGCGGAGAAGAGGCCGUUUAUCGACGAGGCAAAGCGGCUCCGGGCCAUGCACAUGAAGGAACACCCGGACUACAAGUACCGGCCGCGGAGGAAGACCAAGACGCUGCUGAAAAAGGACAAAUACUCACUAGCCGGUGGGCUCCUCGGAUCCUCAGCGGCUGUAGCUAUGGGCGGCGGGCAGCGGCUGGAGAGUCCCGGAGGGGGGCACGCAGGGGCAAAUGCGGGUUACGCCACGCACGUAAACGGCUGGGCAAACGGCACAUACUCGGGCCAGGUGGCGGCUGCAGCAGCGGCGGCUCAUGCAAUGAUGCAGGAGGCACAGCUGGCGUACACGCAACACCCGGGCACCGGGGCUCACCCGCACCACCCCCAUCCGCACCAUCACCCGCAUCACCACCCGCACAACCCGCAGCCCGUGCACAGGUACGACAUGAGCGCCUUAUCCUACAGCCCCAUCUCAAACUCUCAGAGCUACAUGAGCGCUUCUCCGCCGGGCUACGGCGGCAUCACCGGCUACACUCACCAACACCAAAGCUCCGGUGUCUCUCCGGUGUCCGGAGCGAUCGGAGGGACUUUGGGAUCUCUUGUGAAAUCUGAGCCAAGCGUGAGCCCACCGGUGUCCACCGCGCGCGCACCGCCGCCCUGCCCCACGGGAGACCUGCGGGACAUGAUCAGCAUGUAUCUGCCGACCGGCGAGGUGGCGGGGGACGCCUCUGUUCAGAGCAGACUGCACGUGCUCCACCCGCAGCACUACCAGAGCAGCGGCUCCACUCCGUGAUGGAUUCUUCUGUCUGUCCGAGUUAAAGGAAAGCGCACCCGGUUUACUUUCGCUCUCUGGAACAGAGCGUGCCAAGUUUUGACACGAUUUAAAUUAUGAUCCGUGAAGGCUGGUGCAAAUUUGAAGGUUAUUUUUUCCGACUUUUCUGUGGAAUUAAAGGCAUCAGCUGUGUGUUUGAGGGAUCCAUAAAAGCUGUCCGUGAAAUGAACGGAGAGCGGAGUGGAAGAUGUGUUGGGGGGAAAAAAGUUUCUAGGCUGCAGUUUAAAUUGAUUUCCAAUUUUCAUGCUUGUAAACAUGUGAGUCAGUCGGUGUAAUUUGAAUUUGUUUUUGUUGUUGUAAAAUCUUGUAAAUUGUGAAU
Messenger RNA from Archocentrus centrarchus (flier cichlid), 1674 nucleotides. It is a transcript of the gene sox1b, whose product is annotated as SRY-box transcription factor 1b. Gene Ontology annotation, molecular function: RNA polymerase II cis-regulatory region sequence-specific DNA binding; DNA-binding transcription activator activity, RNA polymerase II-specific. The record is from RefSeq and is a predicted model, not a curated record. NCBI's taxonomy places the organism in Eukaryota, Metazoa, Chordata, Actinopteri, Cichliformes, Cichlidae. Gene Ontology annotation, cellular component: nucleus. The transcript has 2 exons. The coding region runs from base 282 to 1316 and encodes 344 amino acids. Gene Ontology annotation, biological process: neuron differentiation; brain development; positive regulation of transcription by RNA polymerase II.